AUGCCUAUCCCGGAUGUUGAUAGUGUUUCUUCUUCAAACAAUCGACUUAUCAUCGAGGAGCUAGAUUAUGGCAUUCUUGUUAUGAUGACUGAGUUUGAUCGUAUGUUUCUUGCAUUGACAAAUGAGCAGCGUCACAUUUUCCUUGAUAUCAUGACUGCAGUUAAACAAAAUAAAGGAGGUGCUUUCUUUGUUUAUGGUUAUGGUGGAACUGGUAAAACUUUCUUAUGGAAGACAAUAUCUGCAGCUAUUAGAAAAGAUGGUCAUAUUGUUUUAAAUGUUGCUUCAAGUGGGAUUGCUUCAUUAUUAUUGCCCGGAGGUAGAACAACACACUCUCGAUUUGUAAUUCCAGUUGAACUAAAUGAGGAUUCUGUUUCUCCUAUGGUCUAUAAGCAUGCAUUUGGAGCUUUAGAUCGAAGUUUGAAAGAUGUAUUCAGGUCUGAAAAUUCUACCAACUCAGAUAUUCCGUUUGGAGGGAAAGUUAUUGUUUUUGGAGGAGAUUUCAGACAGAUUCUACCUGUUAUUCCAGGUGGAAGUAGACAAAACAUUGUUAAUGCUUCUUUAAGAGAAGGCAAACUUGGUGGUAUCAAUGAUGGAGAAAUGGUUAUUGAUACUCCAGAUGAUAUUCUCAUUAAUGAUCCACAUGAUCCUAUAGGUUCAUUAAUUGACUUCGUAUAUCCAUCAAUUUUGGAAAAGUACAACAAUACAAACUAUUUUCAAGAAAGAGCAAUACUUGCUCCAAAGAAUGAAGUGGUUCAAGAAAUAAACGACCGUUUGCUAUUGAAGUUUCCAGGAGAUGAGGUUGAGUAUUUAAGUUCAGAUAGUAUAUGUCAAUCUGAAUUUGUCCAUGAUCAGUUUGAUGCAAAUUUAUAUUCACUUGAUGUUUUAAAUGGUAUGAAAGUAUCGGGUUUACCAAACCAUAAGUUAGUUUUAAAAAUUGGUGUUCCCGUUAUGUUGCUGAGAAAUAUUGAUGAGAAAAAUGGAUUGUGUAAUGGGACAAGACUCCAAGUGAUAUCAUUGGGCAAACGUGUUAUUGAGACACAUAUCAUAUUUGGAACUAAUGUUGGAAACCGCACUAUUAUUCCAAGAAUUUCAUUAACUCCAUCAGAAAAGAAAAUUCCCUUCACAUUCCGAAGAAGAUAG
Molecule: messenger RNA, 1140 nt
Organism: Lactuca sativa (garden lettuce)
Lineage: Eukaryota; Viridiplantae; Streptophyta; Magnoliopsida; Asterales; Asteraceae
Biological process (GO): DNA repair; telomere maintenance
Molecular function (GO): DNA helicase activity
Source: RefSeq, a predicted model, not a curated record